Funneliformis geosporum is the source of this 313-nucleotide messenger RNA. The record is from the annotation of a GenBank genome assembly. NCBI's taxonomy places the organism in Eukaryota, Fungi, Glomeromycota, Glomeromycetes, Glomerales, Glomeraceae.
AUGAAAGAUUGUCAUCCAAUUGGAUUAGAACUUGCCGUUUAUUACCCACAAUAUGGAUUUGCAACCGAAGUACAAGGAGAACAUGAAAAAUAUAUAGAAUUCUUUCAUAGAGACGAUCCUAAUAAUUUUAUCAAACAGCAAGCACGGGAUUAUAACUAUUGCUACGAAAAACAAGAUCAAUGCUUUUUAGCUAAAUUGUAUUUUAAAGAAAAAAAACCAAUCAUUCCGAUCUCUAAAUACGUAGGGAUUUGUAAAGCGGAAUAUUAUUUAGAACAUCGUAACCAAUUACAACCAGCUGCCAUGAAUGAAUUUC